CAUUGUUGUCAUCAAAUCGCAGCUGAGAACACGAUCGAGUGACCCUUUGGACGUAAAGUGUGCGAGAAAUGCGAUCGAGAUUAGCGGCCAUCGCCGGGAGCUCUUGCAGAGCCAUGACCGGAUCCCGCCGCGAAGCCGCGAGGCGAGGGCUCGCGUCGGUGUCGGCCGGUCGCACGGCCGAUCCCGACGUCCACGCGAAAGAGAGGGAAGCCGAAGUGAAGCCCGCCGUUUUCUCCGGAGAACCAGAGGAGACUAGGAAAGUGUAUAGCGUGAGCUGCGCGGGGCUGGAUGGCUCGCCGUGGCCGGAAGGCGAUGGGGAGAACCGAUCGCGGGGAGACAGGGGAGAAGCCGAGGAGGACAACAGGGAGUAUUACAAGCAUCGCAAGGCUUCGCCACUGUCGGAGAUAAAGUUUGCCGACACGAGGAAGCCGAUCACGAGGGCGACGGACGGGACGGCGGACUCGGCGCUCUACGGGGGAGCGCCGGACGUGGUGGGUUGGAGGCCGGAGCAGCUGGACACGGCGGAGGAGGCGCUGAUGCGGGCUGCGAGGAUCUGGAAGGAAUCGGCGAUGAGAGGGGACCCUGAUGCUCCGCAGUCCAGGGUGCUCAGGGCUCUUCGUGGUGAAGUAUAAGAGCUAUGAAUUUUCUUUGAAAAGCUUCGAUCUGUAAAUGAAGUAUACUUUUAAUAAUCUGUUUGAGGACUUCUCCUUCCCGAGAAACCCGCUUAAACCACAGACUUAACUCGUGGCAAGAUUCGAAUGGGCACAUUUUAAGAGAGUUCUACUUGUACUUAAUAUUGUCCGCUUGCAGACGUGCUGGAUCUUUACAACUUGAAAAUUUCAAAGACGUGUCCGUUCAUG
This is a messenger RNA of Syzygium oleosum, 860 nucleotides long. RefSeq lists its product as uncharacterized. NCBI's taxonomy places the organism in Eukaryota, Viridiplantae, Streptophyta, Magnoliopsida, Myrtales, Myrtaceae. The record is from RefSeq and is a predicted model, not a curated record. The transcript has 2 exons. Bases 69 to 632 code for a protein of 187 amino acids.